This is a messenger RNA of Rhododendron vialii, 7528 nucleotides long. RefSeq names its product glutamate synthase 1 [NADH], chloroplastic-like. Gene Ontology annotation, molecular function: FMN binding; flavin adenine dinucleotide binding; iron-sulfur cluster binding. The record is from RefSeq and is a predicted model, not a curated record. The transcript is spliced from 23 exons. Bases 630 to 7232 code for a protein of 2200 amino acids. NCBI's taxonomy places the organism in Eukaryota, Viridiplantae, Streptophyta, Magnoliopsida, Ericales, Ericaceae.
AUAUGCACACCCCAACGGCCCCUUUCUCGCCGAUACUCUCUCUCUCUCUCACUGUCGGUCGUCGGUAUCUGUCCUUUUCUCUCUCUACUUAUCAAUCUAUCUGGAGUGAAACACACUCUCUUUCUCUCUCUCUCUCUCUCUCUCUCUGUGUUUGUUUUUGUCACAAGAUCUCGGAUAAGGACGACGACUUUUCAACGUUGUUAAUGUAAGCACAGUUUGUGUAAUUUAUGCAGAGAAAUCAUCCACUCGACGACUUUGUAAAAAAGAAAUCCGGAAUUCUCCCUACCCAAUCAGUCUAGAUUUCUCCAAUCUGAUUCUCCCCGUAUCACAAUCAAGGAUUGCUGCGGUAAUCAAAGAUUUGCGUCUCCUAAUCGCUCCUACUCGAGAAUCGAAAACAGAAAAGAAAAAAGGGAUUGGUUCUGUUACUUUGAAUAUUCCAGAUCUGCGAGCUCAAGUUGCCGGCACGAAACAACAAAAACCAGAUUAAAAAAAGGAGGAGGAAAUUUAAAAACUUUCCGGCUCUCUCUCUCUCUCUCAAUAACCUCUGAAAAAGAUUCGGUUCUGCUCGAUUCGAUUCGUUCACCCACAUUAAAUAUCAGUUGUUUCGUGCUUUUGAGAUUUGAUCAAUAAUGUCUGUAGCUUCGAGUUUUCUCCAGACUCGAACAAGCCCGGCUCUGUUCCCUCCGAUUACCAAGCCUUUUGUUAACAACCAGUUCCACUUGAGCAGAAUUGGUCUGGAGAGGAGAUUCUAUGGGUUGCAAUCGUGUGGGGGCGAGAGAAGACUGCAUCUAUGGCAAUCGGAGGGGCCCUGUCGUGAUCCGAAGCUCAGAGUGGUGGUGCGGUCGGCAUUGUCUCAAGUUCCCGAAAAGCCCCUGGGUCUAUACGAUCCCUCGUUCGAUAAGGACUCGUGUGGGGUCGGAUUCGUCGCCGAAUUAUCCGCCCAAAUGAGCCGGAAAACGGUGACGGAUGGGUUGGAGAUGCUGGUGCGUAUGUCGCACAGGGGAGCUUGUGGGUGCGAGACUAAUACCGGUGAUGGGGCCGGGAUUCUCGUUGCUCUUCCUCACGAGUUCUAUAACGAGGUCACUAAGGAUGUGGGGUUUGAGCUACCACCGCCAGGGGAAUACGCUGUGGGCAUGUUCUUCCUGCCUACCUCUGAAAAUCGAAGGGAACAAAGCAAAAUUGUGUUUGCAAAGGUUGCGGAAUCGCUUGGGCAUACGGUUCUUGGUUGGCGAUCUGUGCCGACAGAUAACUUAGGAUUGGGUGAGUCAGCAAAGCAGACUGAACCUGUUAUUGAGCAAGUGUUUCUUACACCCACUACCAGGUCAAAAGCUGAUUUUGAGCAACAGUUAUACAUAUUAAGGAGGCUUUCAAUGGUAGCAAUUCGAGCUGCAUUAAACCUUCAACAUGGCGGAGUGAAGGACUUCUAUAUAUGCUCCCUUUCCUCGAGGACUGUUGUCUAUAAAGGUCAGUUGAAGCCCGACCAGUUGAAGGAAUAUUAUUAUGCUGACCUUGGCGAUGAAAGGUUUACGAGCUACAUGGCCCUGGUACACUCAAGAUUCUCAACAAACACAUUUCCUAGCUGGGAUCGCGCUCAGCCAAUGCGUCUAUUAGGUCAUAAUGGGGAAAUCAACACACUUCGUGGAAACGUAAACUGGAUGAGGGCUCGCGAAGGCCUUCUGAAGUGCAAGGAGCUUGGAUUGUCAAAGGAUGAGAUGAAGAAGCUUCUACCCAUAGCAGACGCCAGCUCAUCUGACUCAGGGUCUUUUGACGGUGUUCUGGAGCUUUUGGUCCGAGCUGGUAGAAGUCUUCCUGAAGCUAUGAUGAUGAUGAUUCCUGAAGCCUGGCAAAGGGACGAGAAUAUGGAUCCUGAUCGCAAAGCAUUGUAUGAAUACUUUUCAGCCCUCAUGGAACCAUGGGAUGGUCCUGCUUUGAUGUCAUUUUCUGAUGGCCGUUAUCUUGGAGCUACACUGGACCGAAAUGGACUGCGUCCAGGUCGAUUUUAUAUUACACACAGUGGACGGGUUAUAAUGGCAAGUGAAGUUGGAGUAGUUGAUAUUCCAGAUGAAGAUGUGUGUGCGAAAGGAAGACUUAGCCCUGGCAUGAUGCUUCUGGUGGAUUUUGAUAAGCAUGUUGUUGUCGAUGAUGGAGCAUUGAAGCAACAGUAUUCGCUUGCAAGACCUUACGGAGAGUGGAUCAAAAGGCAAAAGAUAGUGCUGAGUGACAUAGUAGAAUCUGUUAGUGAAUCUGAGAGGGUUCCUCCGGCUAUAGCAGGAGUUUUGCCCGCAUCGAAUGAUGACGACAACAUGGAAAAUAUGGGCAUUCAUGGUUUGUUGGCUCCACUGAAGGCUUUUGGUUACACUGUUGAAUCCCUGGAGAUGCUGCUACUGCCAAUGGCAAAAGACGGUGUUGAGGCCCUGGGUUCCAUGGGAAAUGAUGCUCCUUUGGCUGUGAUGUCCAAUCGGGAGAAACUCACAUUUGAAUAUUUCAAGCAGAUGUUUGCUCAAGUUACAAACCCUCCUAUUGAUCCCAUUAGGGAGAAGAUAGUCACCUCCAUGGAGUGCAUGAUUGGUCCUGAAGGUGAUCUCACUGAGACGUGUGAAGAACAAUGCCACCGCCUCUCGCUAAAAGGUCCCCUUCUAUCCAUUGAACAAAUGGAAGCAAUAAAAAAGAUGGAUUAUAGAGGAUGGCGCAGCAAAGUUAUCGACAUAACAUACUCUAAGAAGUGUGGUAGGAAAGGUUUGGAGAAGACAUUGGAUAGGAUAUGUUUGGAAGCUCAUGAUGCAAUUAAGGAGGGAUACACAACGGUGGUGCUCUCCGACAGAGCCUUUUCAUCCAAUCGUGUUGCUGUAAGCUCACUUUUGGCGGUGGGUGCUGUCCAUCAUCAUCUAGUCAGAAACCUUGAACGAACUCGGAUUGGCUUAGUUGUAGAGUCUGCUGAGCCUCGAGAAGUGCACCACUUUUGUACAUUAGUUGGAUUUGGCGCAGAUGCUAUAUGCCCUUAUUUGGCUGUAGAGGCAAUUUGGAGACUGCAGGUUGAUGCAAAAAUUCCGCCAAAGGCAAGUGGUGAGUUGCGCUCUAAGGAAGAGCUGGUCAAGAAGUAUUUCAAAGCAAGCAACUAUGGUAUGAUGAAGGUUCUUGCCAAGAUGGGGAUAUCUACUUUGGCCUCAUACAAGGGUGCUCAGAUAUUUGAAGCAGUGGGCCUCUCAUCAGAAGUAAUGGAGAGGUGCUUCGCUGGAACUCCAAGCAGAGUUGAGGGGGCAACAUUUGAAGUAUUAGCCCUGGAUGCGCUUAAGUUGCAUGAGCUGGCCUUUCCUAAAAGGUUAUUCCCUCCUGGGAGUGCAGAGGAUGUAUCAUUGCCCAAUCCUGGAGAUUAUCACUGGAGGAAAGAUGGUGAGGCCCACCUGAAUGACCCCUUCGCUAUAGCUAAGCUGCAAGAGGCUGCCAAAGGUAAUAGUGUAGUGGCGUAUAAAGAAUACUCUAAGCGCAUACAGGAGCUAAACAAAACCAGUAAUUUGCGGGGGCUAUUGAAAUUUAAAGAGGCAAAGGUGAAGGUUCCUUUAGAUGAAGUCGAACCAGCCAGUGAGAUAGUAAAGCGGUUUUGCACGGGAGCUAUGAGUUAUGGUUCGAUAUCAUUGGAGGCACACACAACCCUUGCGAUGGCUAUGAAUAAGAUUGGAGGGAAGUCGAACACAGGUGAGGGAGGUGAGAUCCCCUCCCGUAUGGAGCCUCUUCCAGAUGGUUCAAUGAACCCGAAAAGGAGUGCAAUUAAGCAGAUUGCUAGUGGAAGAUUCGGCGUUUCAAUUUAUUACCUCUCGAAUGCUGAUGAGAUACAAAUAAAAAUGGCUCAGGGGGCCAAGCCUGGUGAAGGAGGUGAACUUCCAGGCCACAAAGUUAUUGGAGAUAUUGCUGAAACUAGGAAUUCCACUGCUGGCGUGGGACUCAUCAGCCCACCUCCCCAUCAUGAUAUUUAUUCAAUUGAAGACCUCGCUCAAUUGAUUCACGAUCUUAAGAAUGCUAAUCCAGGGGCUCGAAUUAGCGUGAAGUUGGUGUCUGAAGCUGGAGUGGGAGUAAUUGCAAGUGGAGUUGUGAAGGGGCAUGCCGAUCAUGUCUUGAUCUCAGGUCAUGAUGGAGGAACAGGUGCUGCCCGUUGGACUGGGAUAAAAAAUGCUGGUCUCCCUUGGGAACUUGGUCUUGCCGAAACCCACCAAACCCUAGUUGCUAAUGACCUUCGUGGCCGAACAGUACUCCAGGUAGAUGGCCAACUUAAAACUGGAAGGGAUGUGGCCAUUGCUGCGCUACUUGGUUCAGAGGAAUUUGGUUUCAGUACAGCUCCCCUCAUUACCCUUGGUUGUAUCAUGAUGCGGAAGUGCCAUAAAAAUACUUGUCCAGUUGGAAUUGCUACCCAAGAUCCAGUACUGAGAGAGAAGUUUGCCGGAGAACCCGAGCACGUGAUUAACUUUUUCUUCUUGCUAGCAGAAGAGGUGCGAGAAAUCAUGUCUCAGCUUGGGUUUCGGACCAUCAAGGAAAUGGUUGGUCGUUCGGAUAUGCUUGAAAUGGACAUGGAAGUGGCAAAGGGCAACGAGAAGCUAAAGAAUAUCGAUCUCUCACUAUUACUUAGACCUGCUGCUGACAUCCGCCCAGGAGCCGCCCAGUAUUGUGUACAGAAACAAGAUCAUGGUUUGGACAUGGCUUUGGACAACAAGCUCAUAAAUCUAUCCAAAGCUGCUUUGGAUAAAGGUCUACCUGUGUACAUUGAAACACCAAUUUGCAAUGUGAAUCGGGCAGUUGGAACAAUGCUUAGCAAUGAGGUCACAAAGCGCUAUCAUCUGGAGGGGCUUCCUGCUGAUAAGAUCCAUAUCAAACUCAAUGGGAGUGCGGGCCAGAGCCUUGGAGCAUUUCUCGCCCCUGGUAUUACUUUGGAGCUCGAGGGUGAUAGCAAUGACUAUGUUGGUAAAGGUCUAUCAGGUGGCAAGAUUGUUGUUUAUCCUCCAAAAGGAAGCAAAUUUGAUCCCAAGGAAAACAUUGUGAUAGGUAAUGUUGCUCUCUACGGCGCUACACGGGGGGAGGCUUAUUUUAACGGAAUGGCAGCAGAAAGAUUUUGUGUGCGUAAUUCUGGGGUAAAAGCAGUUGUAGAAGGUGUUGGUGAUCACGGUUGUGAGUACAUGACUGGUGGAAUCGUUGUCGUGCUUGGGAAAACAGGGAGGAACUUUGCUGCAGGCAUGAGUGGUGGUGUUGCCUAUGUUCUUGAUACGGACGCCAAGUUCCAAUCCCGAUGCAACCUUGAGCUGGUAGAUCUUGAUAAAGUUGAUGAAGUAGAGGAUAUUAUGACUCUAAGAAUGUUGAUACAGCAGCAUCAGCGUCACACAAACAGCCAACUAGCCAGAGAAGUGCUUGCGGACUUUGAUAAUAUCUUACCUAAAUUUGUCAAGGUGUUCCCUAGAGAUUAUAAGCGGGUUCUUGCAAUCAUGAAGGAAAAAUCAGUUACCAAAGAGGCUGAAGCUGCGAAUGCUAAACAAGCUGACGAGAAAGAAGAGGCAGAAUUGCAGGAGAAAGAUGGUUUUGAAGAGCUUAAGAAGUUGGCAGCUUUGUCAUCCAAUGGGACAGGCAGUCAGAAAGUUGAAGAGGCUGAACCAGUGAAAAGGCCAACUCAAGUACCUGACGCUGUAAAACAUAGGGGAUUCAUUGCUUAUGAGCGUAAGGGUGUUGCUUACAGAGAUCCUAAUGUUCGGAUGAGUGAUUGGAAGGAGGUCAUGGAAGAGAAAAAAUCCAGCGCACUUCUAAAGACUCAAUCUGCUCGCUGUAUGGACUGUGGCACUCCCUUCUGCCACCAGGAGAAUUCUGGGUGUCCUCUGGGUAAUAAAAUACCUGAAUUCAACGAGUUGGUAUACCAGAAUAGGUGGCGCGAAGCAUUGGAUCGGCUUUUGGAGACUAAUAAUUUCCCGGAGUUUACUGGUCGGGUGUGCCCUGCACCCUGUGAGGGUUCUUGUGUACUUGGCAUAAAUGAGAAUCCUGUAUCCAUCAAAAGCAUUGAAUGUGCUAUCAUAGAUAAGGCUUUUGAGGAAGGGUGGAUGGUGCCACGGCCUCCCCUCAAAAGGACCAGGAAACGAGUUGUUGUUGUUGGGAGUGGACCCGCUGGAUUGGCUGCUGCGGAUCAGUUGAAUAAAAAGGGCCACUUUGUGACAGUGUUUGAGCGCUCUAAUCGUAUUGGGGGCCUGAUGAUGUAUGGAGUUCCUAACAUGAAGAUUGAAAAAUGGGUUGUUCAACGACGGGUUGACCUCAUGCAAAAGGAAGGCAUCAAUUUUGUCGUUAAUGCUGAUAUUGGAAAAGAUCCUUUGUAUUCCCUAGAUCGGCUUCGAGAGGAGAAUGAUGCCAUAGUUUUAGCUGUAGGAGCCACUAUUCCAAGGGACUUACCUGUACCUGGACGGGAACUGUCGGGGGUCCAUUUCGCCAUGGAGUUUCUUCAUUCAAAUACAAAAAGUUUGCUUGAUAGCAAUCUUGAGGAUGGGAAAUACAUCUCUGCCAAGGGUAAGAAGGUAGUUGUGAUUGGUGGAGGUGAUACAGGUACAGAUUGCAUUGGAACAUCUAUCCGGCACGGUUGUAGUAGCGUUUUAAAUCUGGAGAUUCUCUCUGAGCCUCCUCAAACUAGGGCUCCAGGCAACCCUUGGCCACAGUGGCCCCGUAUAUUGCGGGUAGAUUAUGGGCACGAGGAAGCUGCUGCCAAGUUUGGUAAGGACCCGAGAUCUUAUGAGGUAUUGACUAAGCGGUUUGUGGGAGAGAAUGGAGUUGUGAAAGGACUUGAGAUAGUACGCGUGCAGUGGGAGAAGGAUGCUAGUGGGAAGUUUCAACUUAAGGAAGUAGAAGGCUCUGAGGAGAUUAUUGAGGCAGACCUGGUCCUUCUAGCGAUGGGCUUCCUUGGUCCCGAGUCGACACUAGCAGACAAACUGGGCUUGGAGCGAGACAACCGAUCGAACUUCAAGGCAGAGUAUGGUCGAUUCUCAACCAGCUUAGACGGCGUUUUUGCAGCUGGGGAUUGUCGGCGGGGCCAGUCCCUGGUAGUUUGGGCUAUCACAGAAGGUCGACAAGCUGCUGCACAAGUCGACAAGUAUCUCACUAGAGAAGAAGAAGAAGAAGACCAAACCAUCAAUCAAUUAAGACCAGAUGACAUUGUCACGAGGCAGCAAGAUAGCAUCAAAGAGACAGGCCAAAUAGAAAGAACCAAUGUAUACUUCUAGAGAGCUGCGUCCAGUAACCAUAUUGUGGACAGCCUAAGCAAGAUGCCCAAGAUCAAGCACAGAAGUUGGGAAAGCUCAACAACAAAGUGGCGGCGUUUGCGGGGGGGAUCGGUAUCAGUAGUUAGGAUUUCAUGAGUGUGAUUUCUUUAUUGUCUUGUUUAUGAUCUCCCCUUUUUUUUUUUGGUUGUUAGAAAGGGGGGCUCAUGUGCCGUGCCGGUUAAAAUGAAUAAAUUUGUACAGUGUUCUUUUGAUCCGUGAAUGGAAAGUUAAUGCCAUACAGUAAUGAUUCCCAUACA